AAACAAACAAGUCUGGAACAAAAUUAUCAUAAUUUUUUCAAAAGCUUUUGUAAAAGUUUAAUGUUAUAGUAGGAAAAAUUGUUGUUUUUGAUUGAAUUGGUAUGGUUUACCUUUGGCUUUGGAAAUUACCAUUUGAACUAGAAAUUGUUAAUCAUAAAGAAAUAUGUUUGUGUUAAGUAAACUUUAAACAAUUUGGCAUUAUGCAAUAAAAAUUAAACUUUUUUUAGUAGAAUUGUGCCGACAACCUACCGAAAUCAUAAACAAUGAGAACGAUUUUUGGGGAGGGAGUAAUUAAUUCUAAAAAUUUUAAUUUUUAAUCGAACUUUCGGAAUGACUUUUAGUUAUAGUUCGUUUUUCGUUAAGUGAAGGUGUAGAGUGACUAAUUUGACCAAAAUGUUAAGUUCUUUUUAUGAUGACGAAGAUAAACAUGAUAUCGACAAGAAAAUUUCCGACAUCAUCGCUUCGCACAUGAGGACCUCACGCUUGGACCACAGGCUACUCGGCGACGGUGAAUAUGAAGACUUCUUGAUAAAGGAGAAGCCGUACUUCAGUCAGAAAUACGAGGAAGCUUACAGGAAAUCGAUCUUGAAUCCUGAAGAAUUUUGGGGGGAAAUUGGAAAUCUUGUUACGUGGACCAAACCCUGGGAGAAAGUUUUGGAUAAUUCGCAUCCACCAUUUACAAAAUGGUAUGUUGGAGGAGAGUUGAACGCUUGCUACAAUGCAGUGGACAGACACGUGGAGGCAGGGAAUGGAAACAAAAUCGCCAUAAUACACGACAGCCCUUUUACCUCGACCAUACAAAAAGUGAGCUACAACAAACUGCUAGACAAGGUUUCACAUAUGGCUGGAGCUUUGGCGAAACUGGGAGUGAAAAAGGGCGACAGAGUUCUCAUUUACAUGCCCUUAAUUCCUGAAACUAUAAUUGCCAUGCUGGCUACAGUGCGAUUAGGGGCUGUUCACUCUGUAGUUUUCGGAGGUUUUGCUGCUAGAGAGUUAUGUCACCGAAUUAAUCACGCUGAACCUAAAGUUAUUAUUGCUGCCAGUUGUGGUGUUGAACCCAGUAGAGUAAUUAGAUAUAAGGACAUUUUAAAUGAAGCUAUAGAAUAUUCAUGCCACAAACCAUCAAAAUGCAUAAUAUUUCAACGACGGAACAUCGAGUCUUGUUCUUUGGAUGUUGAAAUGGACAUCCUUUGGGAGGACGCAUUAAAAAUGGCAGGGCCUCACGACUGUGUAUCAGUUGAAGCUAAUGAUCCUUUGUAUAUUUUAUACACUUCUGGUACCACAGAUUCUCCAAAGGGGAUUCAAAGACCAGUAGGUGGCCACAUAGCCACACUGACGUGGACAAUGAGCGCUUUGUACGGAAUGAAGCCGGAUGACGUUUGGUGGGUGGCCAGCGAUUUGGGUUGGGUUGUGGGUCAUUCCUAUAUUUGCUAUGGACCCUUGUUGUACGGAAUAACCACCGUGAUGUACGAAGGAAAACCUGAUAGAACACCAAAUCCUGGAAGUUACUUCAGAAUCAUCAACGAGCAUAAGGUGAACGCCAUGUUUUCGGUGCCAACGGCUUUCCGAGUGAUCAAACGCGAAGAUCCUGAAGCUGAGUUUGGGCGAAAGUACGCUAUUAAUAGUUUAAGGACUAUAUUCGUAGCUGGGGAACAUUGCGACUACGAGACCAAGUCUUGGAUGGAGAAAAUCUUCAAUGUGCCAGUUUUGAACCAUUGGUGGCAAACUGAAACUGGACACGCUGUUACGGCCACUUGCAUUGGUUUAGGGCACAAUCUGAAUCCGCCGAAAUACACUUCUGGAAUGCCUUUCCCUGGAUAUAAUGUGAAAGUUUUGAGGGAGGACGGUACUGAGGCCAAACCACACGAGUUGGGGAGGAUAGCUGUUAAAUUACCGCUACCGCCAGGAACUGUGUCGAGUCUUUAUGAAGCUCCGGAAAGAUUCUGUCAGAUAUAUUUCACGAAAUAUCCAGGUUUUUAUGACACCAUGGAUGCUGGCUAUGUAGAUGAGUAUGGUUACAUUUACGUUACAGCUAGGGAUGAUGACGUUAUCAAUGUGGCGGGUCAUAGAAUUUCAACCGCUGCUCUGGAAAACGUUGUUUUAGCUCAUCCAGAUAUUGGUGAUGCUACGGUGGUUGGAGUACCAGAAGCUACUAAAGGGGAGGUUCCUCUAUGCCUAUUCGUCAUCAAAAAAAAUGCCCGAAAAAAUGAGACGACGAUUGCAAGGGAUUUGAUGAGGAUGGUGAGGGAGUUAGUGGGACCGAUAGCAGCUUUCAAAAUGGCGGUUUCCUGUAAAGCUUUACCGCGCACAAGAUCUGGGAAAACUUGCAGGAAAUCCAUCUCGGAUUUGGCCAAAAACAAACAGAUUAAGAUUUCUCCGACCGUUGAAGAUCCCACAGUUUACAAAGAUAUCAAAGUCACUCUUGAAAAACUGGGAUUCGCUCGUACUGCACCAGAUCCUCAGUAAAGGCGUGUUCAAUUAUAUAACAAUAGAACGAAUAGCAAUAAUUUGUAAUGUAAUGUUUACAAUAUUAUUUUACUAUAAUAUUUAGGUUAUUAAAUAGCUAAUUUUAAUUUAGUAGUUCUGUAACUUAUUACUAUUGUGCUUUAUACUAUACUUAUGUUGGUUAGUUUAUUAGCAGUUUAUUAACAUUCAUACAGUACUGUAUUUUUCUUUAACAAUUAUUGUUUUUUAUUUAAAUAAUAGAUACAUUACAGUAUCAUUUGGUAUUUUAUUUAUUUUUAAAGUUAAGUUGCAGUAGAAAGACUUAUACAGUUCCCAUAGGUCCCACUAUAAAAGAACUGCAUUUCCCUUUCCUUUUACAGUACUGUACUGUGUGGCUCUUUCUAUACUGCGGUUUAAUAUGCUUGCUCCGCCUAGUUCCAAAAAAUAUUGUCUAUAACAGUAUACAGAGAGGUGAGAGGUUGUUAAAUAAAAUC
Molecule: messenger RNA, 2939 nt
Organism: Brassicogethes aeneus
Lineage: Eukaryota; Metazoa; Arthropoda; Insecta; Coleoptera; Nitidulidae
Source: the annotation of a GenBank genome assembly